Girardinichthys multiradiatus is the source of this 3347-nucleotide messenger RNA. RefSeq names its product sodium/glucose cotransporter 1-like. The record is from RefSeq and is a predicted model, not a curated record. NCBI's taxonomy places the organism in Eukaryota, Metazoa, Chordata, Actinopteri, Cyprinodontiformes, Goodeidae. Bases 59 to 2038 code for a protein of 659 amino acids. Gene Ontology annotation, biological process: sodium ion transport; transmembrane transport. The transcript has 15 exons. Gene Ontology annotation, cellular component: plasma membrane. Gene Ontology annotation, molecular function: D-glucose:sodium symporter activity.
UUCAGUCACAUUGGACUGACUACUCCAGCCUUUCUGUCCUACACUUCCACUGAGCAAAAUGGACUGGGAUUAUUUUGGAAUCUCUCGCACUUCAGGAAACACAAGAAAUGAAUCCUCCACAAAUGUCAUCAACAAUCCGGCAGACAUCUCUGUUAUUGUCAUUUACUUUCUGAUUGUUUUGGCUGUGGGAGUUUGGGCUAUGGUCCGUACCAAUCGAUCCACUGUGGGUGGCUUCUUCCUUGCAGGAAGGAGUAUGGUGUGGUGGCCGAUUGGAGCGUCGCUCUUUGCCAGCAACAUUGGCAGCGGCCACUUUGUAGGGAUCGCCGGUACUGGUGCGGCUGCUGGAAUAGCCAUUGGUGGAUUUGAAUGGAACGCUCUUAUUAUUGUCGUCAUUCUAGGAUGGCUCUUUGUGCCAAUCUACAUCAAAGCUGGGAUUGUCACCAUGCCUGAGUACUUGAAGAAGAGGUUCGGAGGACAGCGAAUUCGCAUCUAUCUCUCUGUGCUUUCCCUCUUCCUCUACAUCUUCACAAAAAUCUCUGCAGACAUGUUCUCUGGUGCCAUUUUUAUCCAGCAGGCCCUUAAACUGAAUAUCUAUGUUGCUGUUAUCGCUCUACUGGCAAUCACCGCACUGUACACCGUCACAGGUGGACUGGCGGCAGUGAUAUACACAGACACCUUACAGACCGUCAUUAUGAUUAUUGGAUCCUUCAUUCUCAUGGGUUUUGCUUUCAAUGAAGUGGGGGGCUAUGAAAAUUUCCACGAUCGCUACAUGACUGCAAUUCCCUCAAUCACCGGUAACAUCAGCGAAAAGUGCUACCAGCCUCGGUCUGACUCCUUCCACAUUUUCAGAGAUCCAAUAAAUGGAGACUUGCCUUGGCCUGGCCUGGUGUUUGGACUCACCAUUCAGGCUACCUGGUACUGGUGCACAGAUCAGGUGAUUGUCCAGCGUUGCCUCUCUGCCAAGAAUCUCUCUCAUGUUAAAGGAGGUUGCAUUUUGUGUGGCUACCUGAAGCUGUUGCCAAUGUUUCUCAUGGUGUUUCCCGGAAUGAUAAGCAGGAUCUUGUAUUCUGAUGUGGUGGCAUGUGUGGACCCAGAUGAAUGUAAACGACACUGUGGAGCUAGUGUAGGAUGCACCAACGUUGCCUAUCCCAAACUGGUGUUGGACCUUAUGCCCAAAGGUCUGAGGGGUUUGAUGCUGUCUGUGAUGAUGGCCUCUCUAAUGAGCUCCCUUACCUCAGUUUUUAACAGUGCUAGUACUCUCUUCACCAUGGACAUCUAUACUAAGAUCCGUCGUAAAGCCAAAGAGAGGGAACUCAUGAUUGCUGGCAGGGUGUUUAUCUUGGUCCUGAUUGGAAUAAGCAUAGCCUGGAUCCCUGUGGUGCAGUCAGCCCAGAGUGGUCAACUCUUUGACUACAUCCAGUCAAUCACCAGCUAUCUUACUCCACCUGUGGCUGCCGUCUUCUUGCUCGCCAUCUUUUGCAAAAGAGUUAAUGAAACUGGUGCCUUUUAUGGACUCAUCAUUGGCCUGCCAAUAGGACUAUCCAGGAUGAUCACAGAGUUUGCAUACGGGACAGGGAGUUGCAAUAACCCGAGUAAUUGUCCGGAGAUCAUCUGUGGAGUGCACUACCUCUACUUUGGGAUGAUCCUGUUUCUUGUCUCUUGCAUCAUCAUAGUUGGAGUCUCCCUAAUGACCAAGCCCAUCGAUGACAAGCAUCUGUAUCGAUUGUGCUGGAGUCUGAGGAACCGUACGGAGGAAAGAGUGGACAUUGACCCGGAUAAUUGGGUUAAUGAUGAGGAAGAGGACAACAAAUUUCAACAUGAAGAACCUGAGGAGAAACCAGGCUUCUGCAAGAAAGCACUCAUGUGCUUCUGCGGACUGGAGGAGACAAAAGCACCAAAACUGAGUCCAGAGGAGGAGGCAGAAUUGAAGAAACAGCUCACAGACACAUCAGAGAAGCCUCUCUGGAGGAACAUUGUCAACAUAAACGCCAUCAUUCUCCUGUGUGUGGCUGUGUUCUUUCACGGAUACUUCGGUUAGACAAACCCCAUCAACAUUAAGAAAUCCUGGAUACUGUAAUUUAUAUUGAAGUCACAAGAUUUUACAUGGAUUUAAAUUAUGACCAAACUGUUAGCAGUUAGCCCCAGAAAUAAUAUAUGGCAAUUGUCUAAAAGCUGUAUCAUUCUUCCUGUUUUAUGCAAUCUAAUUUCACACAGGACACAAAGUGCCUUUUUUUCACAAAGCAUUUUGCUAUUAAGUUAACUUUUCCUGGUAUUUAUCACCUGGAGUAAACCAGUAAACCACAGUGUAACAUAUUACCGCAUCAAACUUGUUAGGAUGCCUAAAACCUCACACAUUCUGACUUCUGCAUAUCAUAUGCCUGGAUGAACUGGACAUCCAGUUCUUCUGUGUGUCUUUUUGUUGUUUUUGUGAAAAGAGAGUAGCGCUGUUAUUGAGAACAGCUUAUGAAUGUAGCCUCAACUUUGCUUCUGUUUAUCUUCAUAUGAAGGGAGCACAUAAAAAAAUACAAGUGGAAAUUAAAGAUUCAGUUAAAAAUUAAAAUCUUUACUGUAAUAAUGCACACAUACAUUUGAUGGUAAUUGAUUUUAACUACAGUGCCUAAUCUCCCAUGUCUGAAAACAUAAACGCUUCUGUAUUUUCUCCAGUUUACAUUCAGUUGCUGUAUUUAUCGCCAGAUGCUGUAUUAAGUCAUCAUGAGAGAGGGACAACAUGAGAAUCUUUCUAUCUAUCUAUCUAUCUAUCUAUCUAUCUAUCUAUCGAUAUAUGCUUCUUCUAUAUAUAUCUGGAAGAAGCCUGUAAUAUUUAACCAGUGAAGGACAAACAAGAUGGUUGUAAACUCCCUCAGAAUGUAUGCAUGUGCUUCCUCAUUCAUCGACGUUAGUUAGGUUUUCUCAUUAUGUGUGCUCAAAGUCCAUGAGCUGUAAUUUCUUACAUUCAGGCAGUCACAGUUAGAGUGUUGUUUUAGGUGUUAAUGAAUAAAUGCAUCUAAUAGAAACGGGGUUAGGAAUUCCUUGAACCUCUCAGAAUAUGUCUUUGAUUCCACCUAGUGGUCAAAAACUAUUACCAAGUAAAAAUGUAAAAUAUAAUUUAUAUAAUUUCUGUUCUUUGUUUUGAACUUUAAACUUCUGCCUAGAUAUAACAAUAAGGUAUAAAAUACUUUUAUUUACAAACAAAUAAAACCCUACUUGCUUCAGUUUUGAUUGCCUAAAUUACAUUUUAUGUCUCUUAGAAAAAGAUACACAAGAUUAUCUUGGUUUUAUAACUAACUCUGUGGUUAAUGUACACUUAUUUAUACCAGGAUGCCGUUAUUAAAGGUUUUAUUAUCACA